AUGCGGUCUUUUUCAGGCUGUUAUUCCAAGAGAUCGGUGUUUCGGCCGUUUCAGAAUUACUCUAGAAAGAGGAGUCGAAGCGAGGUUGUUGAAGAUUUUGAUACAGUUGAUACCGGUGACGCUUUUGAAGCGGAUCAUGUCUGGGUUGAGGUUCCGGAUGAACUUCGCUUCGUCCAUGUUGAAGAUCCUUAUGCGGAGCAAGAUAGCAUAAGAGUUGACUAUCCUGAUGAAACAAGAGAGACAUCUUAUACUGCGGAAGCAGAGCAAGUGUCUAAAUCGCCUGCACCAGAGUUAGACCUUUGGAUCGAUGAUUCUCUUGUCAUUGAGGGGGAAGCAUAUGCUCCAGAUACAGAGUCUUCAACUCCUGGCGAACAUCCAGAUCAGUCAAGGCUAGCAACACUUCAUCUGUUGAAGCAUUACAAAGAAGGGCCAGGUAUCUGGUUUGACAUCUUUGACACUGGUUGCUAUUUCUCGGGUAAAGUCCCUGUCAAAGCAGCAACGAGUCCCUUACUCAAGUCAUCCAUGUGUGCCAUUGCAGCGAAACAUCUAUAUCGCGUGGCCAAGAAUCAGCUUAAUCCAAAGUCCAAUGACUCCAGGUGGCGAGGAUAUGACUGGCGUUAUGAAUCUGCAAAGCACUACGAUGAAGCCAUUCACCAUCUGAAGAAUGCAGUUGACCUUUGUACCUACGAGAAUAGCUUGAGUGACAGAGAGGAUAUGCUCGCUGCGGUUGCUAUACUCUGUAUCUACGAACUAAUGGAUGCACCUGGAACAGCUUGGCGGGCUCACCUGAGUGCUUUGCCACUGUUCAAUCCAACAGAGGAUGCUUCACACCCUGCUUCACCAGUGGUAAUCCCACGCACGGCUAUUCAGGGUCCUAUUCUUUGGAGUUUAGCACGUCAGGAUCUUCUCUGCGCUUUCAUCAGUGAAACGCAGACUCGUCUUGAUCUCAAAGACGUGCGCCUUUGGCAGAAUGCAGGUCUCGCCACCACAGAAGACGGGACUCUCAUGCCCUUCAGCCCUCCAUGUUCAGCGGAUAUUCGUACCGUAGCUGAUAUCGAGGAGGAUACCAAGAGUAAUGAGCUAACAUGGCUCAUUGGAAAGCUCUCAAAUCAUCUCACCUCAGGCGAUGCCAUAAAUCCCUCGGACUAUGCAUUGCCUCUUGGUCAACGCCCUACUAUUGGCGUAACACAAGAACGUCUCCUCGAACGCUGGAGAAUGCUCCUGGCAGAAUUCAAAAAGUGGCACGACAGCCUCCCAUCAACAUUCACCCCCUACGCUCGAACGCCAUAUCCCUCGUCAGAUUCCUGCUUCAGCAACUUCACUCAAAUAUGGUACGAACUCCCCAUCUGCGCCGCAACAAUGCAAAACUAUCAUAUGGCCAUGAUUCUCCUCCUCGUAAACCAACCGCAAGAAUCAACAUUCAUACGCUCCACUGUCUCGGCGCGAUUAAAGUCUUAUCGACAGAUCCAGCAAGAGGUGCAUCAUUACGCAAGAGAGAUUUGUGGUGUUAGCUUGGCAGAGCCCUCGGAUCCUGUAAGGGCGAAUUCAGUGCAGGCAUUGUUUGUGGCCGGGCAAGUGUUUUAUGAAAAGGGGGAGCAGGAAGCGGCUCUGAAGCUUUUGGAUGAUAUUGAGACGGAUCUGGGAUGGACUACCAGGUUUCAUCGGGCAAAGCUGGUAGAUGAAUGGCCUAAAGAUAGCUAAUACAACGUAAACCCUCGAUCGUGCUCGAUUCUCAUGCGAGGAUAGCC
This is a messenger RNA of Fusarium oxysporum Fo47, 1748 nucleotides long. RefSeq lists its product as uncharacterized. The record is from RefSeq and is a predicted model, not a curated record. Gene Ontology annotation, cellular component: nucleus. Bases 1 to 1701 code for a protein of 566 amino acids. The transcript has 5 exons. Gene Ontology annotation, molecular function: transcription cis-regulatory region binding; DNA-binding transcription factor activity. Lineage: Eukaryota; Fungi; Ascomycota; Sordariomycetes; Hypocreales; Nectriaceae. Gene Ontology annotation, biological process: positive regulation of transcription by RNA polymerase II.